Asparagus officinalis (garden asparagus) is the source of this 1767-nucleotide messenger RNA. Its product is annotated as mannan synthase 1-like. The transcript is spliced from 9 exons. The coding region runs from base 36 to 1610 and encodes 524 amino acids. NCBI's taxonomy places the organism in Eukaryota, Viridiplantae, Streptophyta, Magnoliopsida, Asparagales, Asparagaceae. Gene Ontology annotation, cellular component: Golgi apparatus. Gene Ontology annotation, molecular function: mannan synthase activity. The record is from RefSeq and is a predicted model, not a curated record.
CGGGCCCCUUUCUCUCUCUAGAAAAAAAAAAAGAAAUGAGGAACCUGGGCGUGAAGGAAGCGCCGGUUCUUGACGCGGCGGAGAACCUGAAGCUCGCGUGGCACCACGUCAGGAAGCCCGUGGUGGUGCCCGUGCUCCAGGCGGCGGUCUACGUCUGCGCCGCGAUGUCGAUCAUGCUGUUCGUCGAGCGGGUUUACAUGGCGAUCGUGAUCCUCUGCGUGAAGCUCCUGAGGAGGAAGAGGUACACCAGGUACAGGGUCGACGCCAUCCUCGCUGAGCUCGAGGCCACCAGGAACCACCCCAUGGUUCUGGUCCAGAUCCCAAUGUACAAUGAGAAGGAGGUAUACAAACUAUCCAUUGGAGCUGCAUGCAGACUCAAUUGGCCAGCAGAUAGGAUUACAAUUCAAGUUCUUGAUGAUUCCACUGACCCGCACACUAAGCAAUUGGUGGAGCUAGAGUGUCAAAAAUGGAGAAAUGAGAAUGUGAACAUCAAGUAUGAGAUCAGAUCAAACAGAAACGGAUACAAAGCCGGAGCUCUACGUGAAGGAUUGAAGAAACACUACGUGAAGCAAUGCGAAUAUGUUGCAAUUUUCGAUGCAGAUUUCCAACCCGACACAGAUUUCUUGACGAGGACAAUCCCCUUUCUUCUCAGCAAUCCAGAGCUCGCUCUGGUUCAGGCUCGAUGGAAAUUUGUGAAUUCUGAUGAGUGUCUGAUGACCCGAUUGCAAGAGAUGGCUUUGGACUACCAUUUCAGUGUGGAGCAAGAAGUUGGGUCUUCGACGUACUCAUUCUUCGGAUUCAAUGGAACUGCUGGAGUCUGGAGAUUGCAAGCUUUGACAAAUGCUGGUGGAUGGAAAGAUAGAACAACUGUAGAGGACAUGGAUCUAGCUGUGAGAGCAAGCCUCAAGGGUUGGAAGUUUGUUUUUGUGGGAGACUUAUGCGUGAAAAAUGAGCUCCCAAGCACAUACAAGGCUUACAAAUUCCAACAGCACCGAUGGUCUUGUGGUCCUGCAAACUUGUUCAGAAAAAUGUUGAAAGAGAUUAUUCUCUGUGAGAGGGUAUCAAUAUGGAAGAAGUUUCAUGUGAUAUAUGCUUUCUUCUUUGUGAGAAAGAUAGUUGCGCACAUCGUUACCUUCUUCUUCUACUGUAUAGUAAUUCCAGCAUGCGUGCUUGUACCCGAAGUCCGUCUUCAUAAGUUUAUUGCAGUCUAUGUUCCUUCAACAAUCACCAUUCUAAACGCCGUAUGCACUCCGAGGUCGAUUCACUUGCUCAUAUUUUGGAUCCUCUUUGAGAAUGUGAUGUCGAUGCAUCGAGCCAAGGCGACGAUCAUAGGGCUGUUGGAAGCGAGCCGUGUCAAUGAAUGGGUUGUCACGGAGAAGUUAGGAAACGCAAACAGGCACAGGAAUGAUAACAAGUCGCUCAGAAAACUUAGACAACGCAUUGGAGAAAGGGUUCAACUGCUGGAGCUAUUCGUGGGGCUGUACCUUGUGUAUUGUGGAAUCUACGAUAUAAUGUAUGGACGCGAUCACUUCUGGAUCUACUUGUUCACUCAAGCAAUAGCCUUCUUCAUCGUCGGAGUUGGCUACAUUGGCACCAUCGUUCCAACUUAAGGAGAAGGGAGGUCUACAUUUGCUCGAAAAUCUGGUUUCUUAAUUAGUGUAUGUCGUUGUUCAUGUUUGUCUACUGUUUUGCAAGUAAAAAGAGUCACUGUGGAGGUCAAGAUGUCAAAGACUCAGUUGUGUAUCUUUAUCCAGUUAUAUAGUAUCA